AUGUCUGGUCAAGUUACUCUCCAGAGCUCCGACUCUGUCGAUAUCACCGUUGAGCGCGCUGUCGCCGAGCGCUCCAUGCUCAUCAAGAACUUAUUGGAAGAUUUGGGCGAAUCCGACGAGCCUGUCCCCAUUCCCAACGUCAACGAAUCCGUCUUGAAGAAGGUCAUUGAGUGGUGCACUCAUCACAAGAACGAUCCCCAGUCCACUGGCGAAGAUGACGACAACCGCCGCCGCACCACCGAGAUUGACGAGUGGGACCAGAAGUUCAUGCAGGUUGACCAGGAGAUGCUGUUUGAGAUUAUUUUGGCCGCCAACUACCUCGACAUCAAAGCCCUUCUCGACGUUGGCUGCAAAACCGUCGCAAAUAUGAUCAAGGGCAAGUCCCCCGAGGAGAUCCGCAAGACCUUCAACAUUCAGAACGACUUUACUCCCGAGGAGGAGGACCAGAUCCGUCGUGAGAACGAAUGGGCUGAAGAGUAA
Molecule: messenger RNA, 480 nt
Organism: Talaromyces amestolkiae
Lineage: Eukaryota; Fungi; Ascomycota; Eurotiomycetes; Eurotiales; Trichocomaceae
Exons: 3
Coding region: 1-480 (159 amino acids)
Biological process (GO): mitotic cell cycle; SCF-dependent proteasomal ubiquitin-dependent protein catabolic process
Cellular component (GO): nucleus; cytoplasm
Molecular function (GO): cullin family protein binding
Source: RefSeq, a predicted model, not a curated record